This is a messenger RNA of Papilio machaon (common yellow swallowtail), 1432 nucleotides long. RefSeq names its product eukaryotic translation initiation factor 4H (gene eIF4H1). Lineage: Eukaryota; Metazoa; Arthropoda; Insecta; Lepidoptera; Papilionidae. Gene Ontology annotation, molecular function: RNA binding. The transcript has 6 exons. Bases 26 to 847 code for a protein of 273 amino acids. The record is from RefSeq and is a predicted model, not a curated record.
GAGAUGCGCGCGCAAUUAUUAUUCCAUGUUUCUAAACAUGGCAGGACGUAGUGGAUUUGACGAUGGUAAUCCCAGGGACUUUGGAGGCGGUAGAAGGAAUCUUGGCGGGCGUCCGCUACCUACCGAGCCUCCUUACAAGGCGUAUGUUGGAAACCUACCCUCUGGCCUUAUCCAGGGUGAUAUUAACAGAAUUUUUCCCAAUCUGUCCAUCAAAAAUGUUCGGCUUGUUAUGGACAAAGAAACAGAUAAAUUCAAAGGAUUUUGUUACGUUGAAUUUGAAGACUUGGAUGAUUUGGUUAAAGCAAUUGAAAUGAAUGGUGUACUAAUUGUAGAUGGUAAUCUUGUAAAAAUUGAUGUGGCCGAAGAGAAAAGAAAUGACAGAGGAGGUGGUUUCGACCGCGGGCGGCGCGACGGUCGCGACGGCGGGCGCGACGGGCGCGGGGGGUUCCGGCGGGAAGGAGGCGGUGCGGGGGGCGGCGGCGGCGGGGGGCGUGAGCGAGAGCGAGGCGGGUCCUCGGGCAGUGGUGGUGAGCGGUGGGGCGCCGGCGGUGGUGGGGGUGGGGGUGGGGGUGGCGGCGAGCGUGGCCGCGGCGGGGAGGAGCCGCGCGGCGAUUGGGGCCGUAUGGGCGCUCGUGGGCCUGCAGCUCCCCCGCCUGCCAAGCCGCGUCGCCAGUUUGACGACAUGCCGCCUGCAAGACCCGACACGACGGGCAGACCAAAGCUGCAGCUGCAGCCGAGGACGGUGAAGGAGCCGGUGAACUCGCUGGCCUCCACCAGCCAGGCCUCCUCGAUAUUUGGCGGCGCGCGGCCGCGGGAGGAGCGGCUCAAGGAGCUGGCCGGAGAGUAACUGCCUCGCCCGGCACUGACUCUCCCGCCUCUCCCGCCUCGCACCGCGCUCCACUCACCCCUCGUGUAUAUGAUUCGUUACGACGCUCGCUAAUCAUCGUCUACCUCCAGUACGCAGCGCACGCGCACGCGCACGCGCACGCGGUAUUGAAGGCUCUUUGUUAGGUUGUAAAUGAUUAUCGUAUUUGUAUUUUGUUAGCUUUAUUGUGUCUUUGAUAUAUUCUCCUUGAGUGCUUUUCAAGUGAACGUCGAAAUUUUCGAUGUCAAAUGCUAGUGUUCUUUUUAUCAAUUCAGCUUUGAGCGGAUUCGGUUUUAUUGCGUUCCAAAAUAUAUACUUAUUUACAUUUCGUUUAUUCUAUGUGGUGAAUACAUAAUUAUUUUUUAUCUACACUACCUUCGUGGCUAUCGAAGAGUUCUCUGUUUGAUUCUCUGUUGUAAUAAAAUAUUUUUUUAUUUUGUUCCUUAGGUCGUGAAAAAUUAAACAUUGAUUAAGUGAUUUAUAAAUGAAUACUUUUUAAGAGUUGAGAAUAUGAUGUAAUUAUUGUGUCAUUAAUAAAUUUAACUUCCACGUACUUGUAUUUCUACU